Molecule: messenger RNA, 2581 nt
Organism: Astyanax mexicanus (Mexican tetra)
Lineage: Eukaryota; Metazoa; Chordata; Actinopteri; Characiformes; Acestrorhamphidae
Product: zinc finger protein 335
Exons: 9
Coding region: 317-2323 (668 amino acids)
Biological process (GO): regulation of transcription by RNA polymerase II
Cellular component (GO): nucleus
Molecular function (GO): RNA polymerase II transcription regulatory region sequence-specific DNA binding; DNA-binding transcription factor activity, RNA polymerase II-specific
Source: RefSeq, a predicted model, not a curated record
UUUUCGCUCGGGCUUUGAGUGAGCAUUUUUCUUCACCCCUUACAACAGCUCUGGCAAAAACAUGCAGCUAGCUAGGUUAGCUUGCUACGCUGUCCUGAUGCCUUCAACUCAGGCUCAGAUGGUUGUUUUUAUUUAUUUAACCUCGUACCUAAUGUAGCUAAUGUGAAUACUAAGAAGCAUUAGACAAAGUCAUAGUUUUCUUUAUGUUGAACUCCACAGAACAGCUAGUUUAGCUGAAUGCCGAAUGAGUGGAUAUGAAGAAUCUGUGAUGGAGAACUUUUAGCUGGGUUAGCUAACUAUAUUUUAAGUCCAAAUUAUGGGAGGGAUUAGAGAUGCUUACCAGGACAUCCAACCUGUGACUCUGCGACUUGCGGAGGACAGCAUCACGUCACACCUUUACUGCAGCUCAGCCAAUAGUAUCGAAGCUCACCUGUCCACCUUGGUUGAGGCCUUUUUAGUUGAAGUGUUCCGGUGCCGAGUAUGCCAGUUCACCAGCAGUCAGAAAGCCAGGAUCAGCAGACAUGUGUCUGAGAGACAUUCGCCACAACCGUGCCCCCAUAUCUCGUGCCUGGAAAAAGAGGAUGAGGAGAGCUUGACUGUGGGCAUGAGGAUGGAUGAAGAACUGGAACAAAGCGGCUCUCCUUACGACCUCCAUUCUGACUCAAAUAACAGUGAGGACCAGAUGGACAUGGAACGCAUGUCUUUUCUGCUCCCCAUGUACAGUAUGCUGCAGAACAUUAGCCCACCAUGCGACAUGGGCCUGAGCUCCAACUCUGAUGGAAACCCGCAUGUGGCGCAAACGUGUGAGGUGAGCACUCUGUUUGAGGAGGACCAGCAUGGGCAAAACAGCGAGGAGGAAGCUGUGUUCCAGCUGGAGGACACCAGAGAUGGCAUGCCUGGACCCCUUUCGAAUAGGAUGGGCUGCACAGAAGACCAGGAUGAAGAGAUGGCCCAGUCAGCUCAUUUAAUGACACUGGGACUGUGCAGAAUCUCCAGCACUAAGUGCCCCUCUCAGCCUGCUCCUCUAGUCAGCAGGAUGGCUCUGACCACUGGAGGGCAGGAUGUGUCUAAUUCCUUUGUGGAGGACAAACAGCCCCUGCUAACCAUGGGGGAAAUGCAGAAGCCGGCCGAGGAGGAUAGAGGAUUUUCCUGCAUCCUCUGCCAGGCAAACAUGGCCAGCAAUAGCCUGCUGGAUGUGCACCUGAAGUGCCAUGAUGGAGAGCAGGGCUUUAAGUGUCCACGCUGCAGUUGGGCCACCAUGGAAUGGGGGAAUAUGGAGCGCCACUGGAAGGGCCAUGGGAGUAAGAGGAGUUCCAGACCUCACAAGUGUGCCCUCUGCCCCAAAGCGUUCAGAAGAGUGGACUCCCGAGACGCUCAUGAAAAGAGGCAUAACCGGCGUCAUCGAAUGCGGCCGAAGUGUUCUCCUGUGGCGCAGUGCCCUCUGUGCCUUGAGUGGUGCCAAUCAGAGAGAGAGUGGGAGAUACAUCAGCGCUGCCACUCUCAGGGUGGCUUUAAGUGCUUCUUCUGUGAUGUCACAGAAAAGUCAUGCAAGAAGAUCCACAAGCACAUCUUUAAUCAACACACAGAGAACAAUGCGGAUCCAGACCAACAGGCUCCCUGCUAUGAUGGACUCCUCAAGCUUAACAGUGAAUCACCAAGCAGUAACCCAAAAUGCUUCAGAGGAGUGCAGCCGGAGUCAUGGAGCCAGAAAGAAAAAACAAAACACAGAGUUGAGGGAAAAAAGAAGGAGUUGGAGAAGAAAGAUGGUGCGAGACACUCUGAGAUAAGGAGGGAUAGAGUCAAAGGACCUAAGAGAAAAGAGUUCUGCUGUACUCUCUGUGAUCGUAAGUUUUCUAGUAAACUGACUAUGCGUCGACACAUGGGGAUCCACCAGGGGGAUAAGCCGUUUGAGUGUCCCCACUGCCACUACUCCACAAGACUAAAGGCCUCACUCAUCCAGCACCUGCGUGUUCAUACAGGAGAGAAGCCGUACAAGUGUCCCCAGUGUUCCUACGCCUCCAUAGACCGGAGCUCUCUGCGCCGACACCUCCGCACACACACGCAAGAAAAGCCCUACCACUGCCAGUACUGCCCCUACAGCUGCAUCCAGAAGAAAAGCCUGGACCUUCACUCUCGAAGACAUCACACAGGAGAGUCGUUCCCCUGCCCCCUGUGCCAGUACUCUACACCAGACCGCCAGCUGCUGUUACGACACACACAUAAACACCACAGUACCGAACAGUCUAGCACGCUGGGGUCAAGAACUCGACAACAGUCUAUUACUCACAAAAGUUCCUCAAAAAGGCCACGCCCCUCUACAUGACACUGAACACAUGAAAUUUAUAUAUUUUAUAAUGGACUUUUAGUAUUGUUUUUAGACUUCUAUUAUACUAUUAAUGUUGAAUAAAAUGUAUAAUGUGUUCAUUAUCUGUGGCAUUGUCUGAAAUUACAUUUUGAAGUGGAAUUGUUGCCAAAUUGUCAUUUUUAUAAUAAUAUUAAAACAUUUAAUACAGUUGUAGUACCUACAACCCUAAUUCAGAAGAGGUUGGCACAGUAAGAACAAGGCAAAUAAAAAAACAGU